Dibothriocephalus latus is the source of this 144-nucleotide messenger RNA. NCBI's taxonomy places the organism in Eukaryota, Metazoa, Platyhelminthes, Cestoda, Diphyllobothriidea, Diphyllobothriidae. The record is from the annotation of a GenBank genome assembly.
CAGAUUGCCCGCCUGAUGCGCGAUCUGGAUCAGGCCGAACACACCACCUCUAAGAAGACUGCCGAACGUGAGUGGUUCAAGCGUACCGCCGCUGAAGCGGACAUCAUCUUGGAUUCGGACCUUGAAUCUGCACCAGAUAGGUAA